UAUAUGUGUGUGUGUGUGUGUGUAUGUAUGUAUGUAUGUAUGUAUGUAUGUAUGUUUUUAGAUACAGACGAUUCAUGUUGGUUUUAUUCGAUUUGAAUGCGUUUUCCUAUUCUCUGACAUCAUAAACAAUAAAUAAACAGCCCACACGGUUAUGUCACUUUUAGACUUUAGUCUCACCUUUUACAAUCUUGAGGUGAAUAAAACCACAUUUCCGUUGGAGUUGCACCAUUCGGGGUCUCCUAGCUACGAUAUGUGAGCACGUUGUUCGGUGCGCAUUGGCUCAUCAGAACGUUCUCCUCUUUCUCAUUGGCUAAAGUAAAGCGGAGGGCGGUACCUGGACGCAGGAUUAACGCAGUAAGCAUGGCAUGUAGUUCUCGAGCCGAUAAGAUGAAUUUGGUUAUCCAAAAAAUAAGGUCUUUUCCCGAUUUUCCCAGCAAAGGUAUAUUAUUUAGGGACGUUUGCCCUAUUUUGAAAGACCCCAAAGCCCUGACCGCGGUUAUAGACCUUUUUGAAGAACAUGUCAGGCAAACAUACACACAGGUUGAUCUCAUAGUGGGUAUUGAUGCCAGGGGGUUUCUGUUUGGGCCUCUCUUGGCCCAGAGGCUGGGAAUAGGCCUCGCACUGAUCAGAAAGAAGGGCAAGCUUCCUGGCCCCACGGUGUCUGUGGCCUACUCUCUAGAGUACGGGAAGGCUGAGGCAGAGAUGCAGGUGGACGCUGUGGAACCAGGACAGAAAGUCCUCCUCAUCGAUGACCUGCUGGCCACGGGGGGGACUCUGUAUGCGGCAUGCGAGCUGCUGAGGAAGCGCCAGGCCGAGGUGCUGGGCUGCCUGGUGCUCGUCCAGCUGACGGACCUCGAUGGAGCGCAGCGCCUCAAGCCAGUCUCUGUGUUCUCUUUGACAGAGUACUGAGGGGACGUGGACAGUUUCACCGGUCUAGCCCACUGUGGAAGACACAAAGCAUUCCAUGUGUCAAACACAAGUAUUACAUGCAUUGUGCAUUGCAUUGUGGAGCGCUGUUUUUCUAAAUUGUGUUGUUUUUUUUGUUUAAUCUCAGGAAAACAUUUCAUAGGAAAUUUGUUGAGUAACUGUUGUUUAAGUACAUGAUAUUUAAAGGGGACAUAUGUUCAGGCUUUGCACACUUGAUUUUUGCAUUCCAAGCAUGAAAUCACUAUGGCUAUAUUGUCUUAAUACAAAGCACGAGUUGCAUAGUCUUACAUGUCUUAAGCACCUCCCAUAAAAACUGCUAUCCUACUCUCAGUAAUUACAACAUGAAGAGUAAGUAAAAUAUUACUGCAAUUAUGGAAUUAUGCUUAUCUAGUUAAGCAUGCAGCAUUGUGGGUAAGUGGCAUUACCUGUUUACAGAAGUUUUACUGAAGUGUAUGGAUGAUGGUGCCAGUAAAAUCUGAAAUUUAAUGUGCAGCUCUCUUCAACUAAGUAUGUUUCAGCCUAUGUUGCCUCCUUGUAUAUCAACAGCUGAGAGCCAUUUCAAAUGUGAUGGGUAGGACUUACUUUUAGCAUAGUUUGUUCUUUUUAAAUUGUUUAUAUUUGUGCCUAGCACAACCUCUGUUGUUGAAACUGCACCUUCUUGCUAAGCUUCAAGGGUGAUGGAGAUAUCUAAUGCAUUCCCAUCAUUGAAAAGGUGAUUUACUGAGGCCAUCAGUUUAAUGUGUGUAGAAGUUAAAGUGGUUGGCAUAAACUACUGCCAAUGCAAGUAGUUCCAAAAAUGAAACCCAGCAUUUAGGCCAGCUGUUCAAAACAAAUAUAUUCUUUUUUUUUUUUUUAUUAAAAUUUAUUGGUGUUUCUCAGUGAUAAAGCAAACUGAGAUUAUGCUGUUUUAUGAGGCUUGACAAGUAAAGAAAAUUAUCCACUUAAA
Molecule: messenger RNA, 1873 nt
Organism: Electrophorus electricus (electric eel)
Lineage: Eukaryota; Metazoa; Chordata; Actinopteri; Gymnotiformes; Gymnotidae
Gene: aprt
Product: adenine phosphoribosyltransferase
Biological process (GO): AMP salvage; adenine salvage
Cellular component (GO): cytoplasm
Molecular function (GO): adenine binding; adenine phosphoribosyltransferase activity; AMP binding
Source: RefSeq, a predicted model, not a curated record